Molecule: messenger RNA, 654 nt
Organism: Dreissena polymorpha
Lineage: Eukaryota; Metazoa; Mollusca; Bivalvia; Myida; Dreissenidae
Product: nacrein-like protein P1
Exons: 4
Coding region: 103-519 (138 amino acids)
Source: RefSeq, a predicted model, not a curated record
AAGGGCGACGUAUUCAGUCAGUUUUACGUCAGCUCAUUGACCGUUCUGUCGCUCGGUAUACCCAGCCAGGUUACGUGGAAACCAACAUCUUAAACAACAAUCAUGAUGAUGAAAGUAGCAGUGUGUGUUGCCAGCGUCCUGGUCGCAGUAUCCGGACUCAUGAACGGCAUGAACUCGAAUAUUAUAAACGGCUUGAAUGGCAUGAACAAUGGGUUGAACGGCAUGAAUAUGAAUAAUGGUUGGAAUGGCAUGAACAACGGUUGGAAUGGCAUGAACAACGGUUGGAAUGGUAUGAACAACGGGAAUAACGGCAUGAACAACGGUUGGAAUGGAAUGAACAACGGUUGGAAUGGAAUGAACAACGGCUGGAACUCUAACAAUGGGAUGAACAACGGGUUUAAUGGAAUGAACAACGGGUUCAAUGGGAUGAACAACAGGUUCAAUGUGAUGAACUUGAACAACGGAGGCAUUGGGAUGAUCACAGGAGGAAGAACAGGCGGGACCCGUUACGGCAAGUAGAGACCUAUUAAGUUCAACUUAAUCAGCGCACUGUUCAGCACGAUCCCCAUGCACAGUCUCUUCACUUCACUGUUAAAUCAUUCAUUCAUUCAUCGUGUUAUAGUGUGUCAUUGUGUGUGGGUUAAAGUCUAUGCG